AAGCGCCCAGGACAGAUGAUAUAGCAGCCCUUAUGGGUGUGGAGUGUUAGAGCUGAAAACUGGCCCAAAUGGUCAGAUGUUUCCAAUAUUAUAGAAGUUCUACCUGUAUAGGGACUUGGGACCUGUACAAGAUGGCGAGUAGACAGUAAGACCCAUUCACACAGAUGGGAUCCUCAGAAGACUGCAUGCCAGUAAGAGAGGUGCUAGAAGGUACUUUCCGGCCCAGGGAGAGGACAGAGGAAUUUGGCUUCAUUGGGGGGUUUAGUAGAAGAAAAUACUAUCCUAAGAGAAAUUAACCCACCAAACCUAUGACACGGGGCAGGGGCAGAGUCUGAAUUUUAUACUCUCCCUUGGUAAUCUUCUUGGAGGGCCUGGCAGGAACAAAUGCAAAGCUUUCCUGGAGGAACAUUUUAUAACCCAGGCCACAUGGGGUUUUUCCAGACAAAGUGGAUCACCACGCAAGAUGACCUCAUAAUAAUUACCAGAUCCACCAAUGUGGGCCACGUUCGCACCAACACCGUGAAGAAGGUGGCCCGGGUCAUCACUGAGAAGUACUACACAUGCCUAGGCAAUGACUCCCACGCCAAUAAGUAUGUGUGCAAGGAGACCACCGCUAUUGCCAGCAAGAACCUCUACAGCGAGAUAGCAGUUGAUGUCACUCAACGGAUGAAGCAGAUUCAGAGAGGCCCGGUAAGCGGGAUCUCCAUUAAGUUGCAGAAGGAAGAGAGAGAAAGGAGAGAUCAUUAUGUUCCUGAGGUCUCAGUCCUGGAUCAGGAGAUCAAUGAAGUAGAUCCUGACACUGAGGAAAUGUUGAAGCUCUUGGACUUUGGCAGUCUGUCCAGCCUGCAGGUCACACAGCCUACAGUUGGCAUGAACUCCAGGACACCACGUGACUCUUUCUGCUGUGCUGCGAUAUCGUCAAUAAACCUUGGACGAAAACAACAACAACAAAUUCCCAAAACGGAUAAAGAAAGUUGUGAUUCGCCAUGAUAGAGCAUGCACAGCAAACACAA
This is a messenger RNA of Acinonyx jubatus (cheetah), 1013 nucleotides long. RefSeq names its product 40S ribosomal protein S17-like. The record is from RefSeq and is a predicted model, not a curated record. Gene Ontology annotation, cellular component: ribosome. Bases 385 to 990 code for a protein of 201 amino acids. Gene Ontology annotation, molecular function: structural constituent of ribosome. Gene Ontology annotation, biological process: translation. The transcript has a single exon. NCBI's taxonomy places the organism in Eukaryota, Metazoa, Chordata, Mammalia, Carnivora, Felidae.